Molecule: messenger RNA, 1398 nt
Organism: Gamsiella multidivaricata
Lineage: Eukaryota; Fungi; Mortierellomycota; Mortierellomycetes; Mortierellales; Mortierellaceae
Product: Alpha/Beta hydrolase protein
Exons: 1
Coding region: 151-1356 (401 amino acids)
Source: RefSeq, a predicted model, not a curated record
CGGCUCAUGAAAUGAAGAAGAGAGUGUUUGUUCACUUUGGUCGGCUCCGUCUUUCCUCUUUCUCUCUCUUUCUUUUCUUUUUCACUAUUCUCGAGUUUUUUUCAUCACCAAGAAAACCUCUCACCUCCACCUUCUCAUUCCUUCAAGCCGAUGACUGCCUCAAAGUCAGGAGCUUCCCAAAAUAAGAGCACCUCCAAACCUCAGCCGAUCGUACUCACAGCGCUCGAUGGUUUCCUCCUCAGUGGAACUCUCUACCUCCCUCCAGGACCGAUCAACACUUCCCCGCCCCCUGCGGCUCCACCUUCCAAUGACAAUUCCGAUCUCACUGCCACUGCAGCCCACAAGGCGCAGGUCAAUGCCCUGACAAAGGUCGUUAUCAUCAGUUCCGCCACGGCGACGAUCCAGGAUUAUUAUUACAAAUUCGCACUCUAUCUUUCCCAGGAACUCGGUAUGAUCGUCGUCACAUACGACAACCGAGGCGUGGGUCGAUCCAUGCCUGACAGCGAGCAACUUCAGUUCUUAAAAGCAGCAACCGACAAUGGCGCACUUCCUCCAAGCAGUGCCUCAUCGCCGCCUCUGCCACCAAAGUCCGCUAGCAUGUCUUCGGAUCGGGAUUCUGACGGCGCAAAGAAGAAGAAGGACAAGAAGAACCCGUUGAUCGGAUUCGAGGCAACACUCGUCGACUGGGCAAUGAAGGAUUUGCCGGGCGUCUUCAACUAUGUACUCACCCGUUUCCCACACAACCCCACCUUGUACGUGGGCCAUUCUGUCGGAGGGCACCUUUUACCCGCCAUCGAUGCCUACUAUACUCGCAACCUGGAGCGGGUUCUUUUCGUCAGCGUCACCUCCGCGUACUGGCGCACCAUGAAUAGCCCAUUGUUCAUCUACUGGUUCUUCUACAUUGCCUCACCGAUUGUCAAUGCCCGAUACGGAUAUUACCCAGGCAAGACACUGUGGGGCUCUAUGGAGGAUCUGCCCAAGGGAUGUCUCGAGGACUGGGCACAUUGGGGCUCCUUCGAGAACUACAUGCUGGGCGGCAACCCCGAGUGGAAGCCCAACUAUGAUCUAUUUAAAGUGCCUUUAUAUUCACUCUAUUUUACGGAUGACGACUUUUCAUCGACCUCGGCUCCACGGAUCAUGGAUCUGAUUCCCAACACACUGAGGCGGUGCGUUGGUGUUGACCCCGUCGCGGACCUGAACAUGAAAAAGGUCGCCCACAUGGGGUUUUUCUUCAACCAAUGCAAGGAGAAGCUAUGGAAGACGGCAGUACGUGCGUGGUUUGUCGAUGGCCAUGCGUUGGACCGCGAUGCUAUUCGAGAGCAGGCGACGCUCCAGAGCAGUUAUGCACGCCUUUAGGUUCAGAUCCCCGUCUUGGAAUAAAAUUUUUUUGACGUGCAU